This is a messenger RNA of Megalobrama amblycephala (Wuchang bream), 4010 nucleotides long. RefSeq lists its product as uncharacterized. Gene Ontology annotation, molecular function: protein binding. Lineage: Eukaryota; Metazoa; Chordata; Actinopteri; Cypriniformes; Xenocyprididae. Bases 166 to 3246 code for a protein of 1026 amino acids. The record is from RefSeq and is a predicted model, not a curated record. The transcript has 4 exons.
UAGUUGUUGCAUUCCUUGUUUUAUGGUAACAGUUUGUUUAGCUCUUCAGUAGACACUGAUGCCUAAUGUCUAUUAUGAGAAAUAAAUAAUUAAUUUUCAUUUUGUAUUUUAUUUAGCAACACAUUACUUUGUCAGCUGGAAGACUCCCCAUACAUGUAACCAGUCAUGACAGAUACUCACGUGUCUUCAAAAAGCAUGGAUCCAGUGGGAGUGGAUUCAAUAGAGACUGCAGCUCUAGGGAGACCCUUCCAGCUGGGGAUGCUGUAUGACUGCAGGAGAGAUGUUCUAGUACCAGGAAUCAGACAUUGGAGUAAAGAGCUGCAGCAGAACAUAAGCACUAAACCCCAAAUCAAUACAGAUUUCACAGUCACAGCUUCAGAUUCGAUUGAGGAAAAAUCUAGAUUGCUGAAUAUUGAUGGUUGUCUGAAACUGAGUCUUUUAGGUGGACUCAUCAAUGUAAGUGGAGCUGCAAAUUAUCUCAAAGACACCAAGAAAUCAUUCAAUCAACAGAGACUCACAUUACAUUAUCAUUCAACCACUGAGUUUAAAGAACUUAUUAUAAACCACAUUGCUUCUGGAGACAUGGCUCACUAUGAGAAUGAUGUAGCCACACAUGUAGUGACAGCAGUGCUGUACGGAGCAGAUGCCUGCUUUGUUUUUGACAGAGAAGUUUCAUCUGAUGAAGACAAAGUGGAGAUAGCAGGAGAUGUAAAAGCUGUUUUGGAGAAGCUAAAAGGGAUUUCAGAUGGAAACAUUGAAGCAAGUAUGAAAAUGAAUGACAAUCAGAAGACUGCGGCCCAAAAAUUCAGUUGUAAAUUUUAUGGUGACUUCCAGCUAGCAUGUAACCCGACCUCUUUUGAAGAUGCUAUGAAGGUUUUUGAAGAUCUUCCGAAACUGCUGGGAGAAAAGAAAGAGCUUGCGGUUCCUCUGAGAGUUUGGCUUUAUCCUUUGGACAAACUUUUCUCAAGAGUUGUAAAGUUUCAGCAUGAAAUCAGCACAGGUUUAAGCACAGACAUUGAAUCUGUUAUUGAGAGUUUAAGUACAACUGAGAUGAAAUGCAGUGAUCUUCUGACAGACACGCCUGCUUCGACAUUUACUGCAUUUCGUGACAAAAUCAAUGACAUGAAGAAAAACUGCUACCAGUGCAGAUCGAGUCUCGUGAAGAAACUCGGCUCUCUCUUACCAAAGAUCCGUGGAAAAUUCAUAGAGGAUACAGAAUUGAUCGAUCUUCUUCAUGAUCAUGUGGAAUCUCCAUUUGAAAGAAGCGCUCUUGAACAAUGGCUGAAAGAGAAAGAGGAAGAAUCUGACAUCAUUAAAAUAUUGCUCACACAACUGAAUGACUCAGGAGCAAUGGUAGAAAUCAACCUCAAUAAAAAUUUAAUGAAUCUGGAAGUUAAACAUUUGGUCAGCUACACUUUCACAUCAUUGAGCUGGACAGAUGAGCUGCUUUCUAAACAAAAGGCCUCCCUGAGUCCUUCAACAAAAGGAAAAAGUGAAGAGAAAAGCUCUGAAUCUGAACACAAGACUUGGCUCGCACCUGACAUCCAAAAGACAAUGAGGAACAACUUGAGGGUUUUUAAAAACUUGAUUGAUUUAAAUGAUUGCACAUCAGUCAAGUUUAUUGUUGCAUCAAAAGAAAUGAAAAAUAAUCCAGGUUCCUGCAUACUGCUGUAUGAAAAUGAAUCUAAUGAAGCUGUUUGCUUCACUCCUCCUUCAAAACCAGACUGUCCAAUCAUUGAAGAUGUCAGAUGUACUCAAGUGGUUCUGAAAGUGUCCCCACCGUGUCCUGCUACAGAGGAGCUCAAACUACUGUACAAAAUGAAGGAAGAGGAAGACUGGAGAUCUCAAACUGUGUCAAAGAACCAGAAUACAGUUACUCUGACUGAUCUCAGACCAGAUACUGAGUACAAUAUUAAAUGUGCAGCAGUGGGAAAACUCAACUACACCGUAGACAGUGAUGUGACGCGUCUCACAGUCAUAAACCAGAAUCUCAUCAAGGCAAAAGAGUCUGCUAUCAAAAAUCUAAACUGGACUGAAAACAAGUGCAGUGAACUUCUGGAAAACACCAGAGAAACAACUUUUAGUGCACUUCAUAAGAAAAUACAAGAUAUGCGGCAAAACUGCCAAAUGUACCGACAAGAAUUCAGUGACCGAAUCAAAUCUGUGAUCCAGUCAGUUGAAGCUUGUGAAAAAGAGUCUUGUGCUCUGAAGGAUCUUCUACAAGCUCAUGAUGAGUCUCCAUUCAAUGAAAAGAGUCUGAAAGAGUGGAUCACAGUGAAAGAAAAAGAAUUGAACACUGUUAAUGAGUUUCUUCGACAGUUAAUGGACUUUGGAGCCGAAGUGAACAGAAGUUUGGACUCAUAUCUGUCAGAUAUUCAGGUGGAGAACGUGUUUUGUUACACUUUCAGUUCUCUUGAGCAGAUGGAUGAGUUUCUUAAUGAACAAGAAAAUUACAUGAAUCCUCAAAUGAUGAGAAAUCCACAGAAGAAACCUGGUGUGGGAUCUCAUUCAUGGCUCACUGGAAGAAUCAGGGAGAAAAUGAGAGAACAUCUGAAAACAUUUAAAGAGCUGAUGAUGUCAUGUAGGAGUGAAAGCACUAAAUUUAUGGUUUCCAUAAAAGACCAUGAAAAGCAUCCAGGUUCCUGCAUUCUUCUGUAUACAAAUGGAUCUAAUGAAGCUGUUUACUUCACUCCUCCAUCAAAACCAGACUGUCCAAUCACAGUCCAACAGGUCAGACAUAGGCAAAUUGUUUUGAAAGUGUCUCCACCGUGUCCUGCUACAGAGGAGCUCAAACUACUGUACAAAAUGAAGGAAGAGGAAGACUGGAGAUCUCAAACUGUGUCAAAGAACCAGAAUACAGUUACUCUGACUGAUCUCAGACCAGAUACUGAGUACAAUAUUAAAUGUGCAGCAGUGAGGAAACUCAACUACAUCUCUGAAUCUGAUGUCACCACAGUUAUCACAAAGGACAAAAAAGAUCUCAUCAAGAAAAGCAUCUUAAUUAGGGAUGGAAAUCUUGCUCGAUACCGUCUGCAAAAAAUGAUGGACAAUCUGGAUCAAUCUGAACCAUAUAGAAAAAUAACCUUUGGAGAGAGAGACACAAACAAACCCCAUAAAAUCAUUCUGAUGGUGGGAGAAACAGGAACAGGAAAAACAACCCUGAUCAAUGUGAUGAUCAACUACAUGUUGGGUGUUCAGAGAGAAGACAAGGUUUGGUUUGAGAUCACAGAUGACCAGAGUGACUGAACAUCAGUUCACAGUCAGACCUCCAGCAUCACUGUUUAUGGGUUUUAUCUACAAGAGAGUCCAAUUGAUUUAACAAUCAUCGACACUCCAGGAUAUGGAAAUACUCGUGGAGUUGAUCUUGAUAAAGAGAUCGCUGGGAGUUUGCGUAGAUUACUUGAAUCUGCAGGAAUGAUCAAUGAAAUAGAUGCAGUGUGUCUGGUGAUUAAAGCAACACAAACCUGUCUCUCUGACAGACAACAAUACAUAUUUGAUGCUGUUCAGUCUUUAUUUGGAAGAGAUUUUGUUGAAAACAUUGUCCUGCUCUUCACACACUCAAAUGGAAAGACACCUAGAAAUGCCCUGACGGCUGUUAAAGAGACUAAAAUCAAGUGUGCAGAGAAUGACAAGAAUCAGCCAGUGUUUUUCCUGUUUGACAACUGUCAGUCAGAUGCUGAUGAUGAAGAUGAUGACAUUACGGAUCAAUCAUGGAUUCUCAGUUUUAGAGGAAUGGCAAGAUUCUUCAAGUUUCUUGACAACAUAAAUCCAAAAACCUUUCAGAUGACUCGAGAUGUAUAAUAACAACGGAAGCAGUAGGAAGGAAAUAUCUCCAGUUUAUGAGCAUAUGUUAAAAUGAUGGAACAAAAGCAAAAUUAACUCAAACAUUACAGAAAUAUUAAAGAAUGAAAAUAAUGGCAAGGAUAGGACAGUGUGUCUAUGGUCAAGAAGAUGAAAGAAGAGCUUCAAGAAUGAGAAAGAUAAUAAAGCUGGUAGAUGAAGCUUGUCAC